AUGGCAGACCUCAACCUCCAGGAGAUCCAUGAUCUCCUGGUCAACGUAGCUCAUGAAGCUGGCCAGAUGAUGCUCACAGCAACGCCGUCGUAUCUCUCCUCUGGGACCAAGAAGAACUCCGCAGAUUUAGUCACAGAAACCGACAAAGCCGUAGAGAAAAUAGUCUCAACACGCCUCCUUACCGCCUACCCCACCUUCAAAUUUAUCGGCGAAGAAACCUACUACCCAGGCCAAACUCUUACGGCAGAACCAACAUUCAUCGUUGACCCCAUUGAUGGUACAACCAACUUUGUACACGCGUUCUCAACAUUCUGCAUUUCUCUUGGUUUUGCAGUCAACAAGGUCCCAACUGUUGGUGUCAUUUACAAUGCCUACCUCGACGAAUUAUACACUGCCAUAAAAGGACAAGGAGCAUAUCUUUUGCGGAAAGGGGGAAAGAAAGAGAAGCUGCCACUCAAGAAAGAGCCAGAUCCAUUGAAGGACCUCAGCACAUGUUUGGUAGGCGCAGAAUGGGGCAAUGAUCGGACAGGAGUGAAUUUUGAAGUCAGGUCUGAAGUUUUCACGAAGGUCGCAGCAACCAAAGAGGACGGAGGAGCAAUGGUACACAGCAUUCGUUCCAUGGGAUCCGCAGCUUUGAAUCUAGCUGCUGUGGCAGCCGGGCAAUUGGACUUGUACUGGGAGGGAGGAUGCUGGGCUUGGGACGUUUGUGCCGGCUGGUGUAUACUUGUUGAAGCUGGAGGGAUUAUGGUCAGUGGGAACCCAGGAGACUGGGAGCCGACGAUUGAGGGGAGGAAAUACUUGGCCAUCAGGGGAGCUCCUAGUGGACAGAAAGAUAUCGCGGAAGAGCUUUGGGGUGUAAUUGGCGACGGGAGGCUGGAUUAUUCGACCUGA
Messenger RNA from Mollisia scopiformis, 891 nucleotides. Its product is annotated as inositol monophosphatase. Gene Ontology annotation, molecular function: inositol monophosphate 1-phosphatase activity. The record is from RefSeq and is a predicted model, not a curated record. Bases 1 to 891 code for a protein of 296 amino acids. Gene Ontology annotation, biological process: phosphatidylinositol phosphate biosynthetic process; signal transduction; inositol metabolic process. Lineage: Eukaryota; Fungi; Ascomycota; Leotiomycetes; Helotiales; Mollisiaceae. The transcript has 2 exons.